UAUCUGAGUGAACUGUCUGCACUCUUCGCACUCGCGACCGGCAAGAAGUGAGCUCACACGCAAAUUUAUCCUUGUUGGAUAAUAUACAGCAAUCUGUCCAAACCCGUGAAAGGUACCCAGUGAGAGGGAGAGAGAGGAAGCACAGACUACACAGUGGAUCCCAGCUCUGAUUCCAGCGGAUUUUCACUGACGGUGUCUCCUUCAAAGAACCAGUGCAGAAGGAAAAGAAAACUCAGUCAACCAAAGACAAAGAAAACCCCGUGCUCCCAACAUUUCCCCAUUGAAGUGCUGGAAUCACUGGAUUAUCACACAGGCCGGGCAGUGAGAGACAAGAGAUCGGAAAUGGGAGGAGCCAGCUCCAGUGAACAAACGGCUCAGUCUGAGACCCCCACAUUCUUCACACAGGAAGAGCUCAACAAACUGAAGUCCGACUUUGAAAAGGGUGGGGUGGAAAAGCUUAAACCUUAUUUAGAGAGGAAGGUCGUUGAGCUGGACAAAACAGAGCUUAAUAUCGCAGUGACAGGACAAUCAGGUGCAGGAAAAUCCACUUUCAUCAACGCCAUGAGAGGGCUUCAGAGCACCGAUAAGGGAGCGGCUGAAGUUGGGACCACAGAAACUACAAAAGUGCCAAGCCGAUACCCACAUCCCAAUCUUCCCAAUGUUUGCUACUGGGACCUGCCAGGGAUCGGAACUACACGAUUUUCAGUGGCUAACUACCUGAAGGAAAUGAAAUUUAAAAGAUUCGAUUUCUUCAUCAUAAUCGCAGCUUGUCGAUUCAUGGAAAAUGAUGCAAAUCUUGCGAAAGAGAUUAAAAAGCUGGGGAAGAAUUUCUAUUUUGUCCGCUCUAAGAUUGACUGUGAUCUUUAUGCCAUGAGGAAUGAAAGGAAGGAAAUUAAUGAAAAAGAAGAACUGGACAAAAUCCGGACUGACUGCAUCAAGCGGUUGAGAGAGGCGGGGAUUCGUCAUCCCACAGUGUUCCUGAUAUCCAGUUUCCAGCCGAAGCAGUAUGAUUUCAGUCGGUUAAAUGAAGCACUUAAAGGUGGUCUAUCGAAUGUCAAGAAAAGGAUCUUUGUCCUGUCCCUUCCCAACCUAAGUGUGGAAUUUGUUCGGAAGAAAAGCGAGAUGCUGAAGAAAAGUAUCUGGAUGUCAGCGACGCUCUCAGGAGGACUGGGAGCGGUCCCUGUUCCAGGUCUCUCCUUCGCUUGUGACAUUGGUAUAGUGAUCGGACAAAUAAUCUUUUUCCGUAAAUGCCUGGGUCUGGAUGAUGAUUCUCUUCUAAAACUGGCCAACAGGGCAGAUAAACCUGUGGAAGAGCUGAAGGCGGAAAUAAAAUCUCCUCUGCGUGGGGAAAUAACCAGAGAUACAAUUGUGAAGUUUGGGAUGCGUGCUAGUGUUGUUGCCCUUUCAGCUGUAGAAUUCGCUUUUGACUUCGUCCCAGUCCUUGGUUCCAUUUUUGGAGCAGGAUCAUCAUUUCUCCUGACCUACACAAUACUGAAUGAUGUACUGAAGGAUCUUACGGAGAGCGCAGAGAGGGUGGUGAAUGUAGCGUUUGGAACGAAUUAACUGAUCUGCGCAAACAUUGAUCAGUAAGUUCAUGUCAUGCUAUGGUGAAUAUUUUGAGGAAGUCUAACGAGAAAUCAUGCUGUAAUUCUUCUCAGCAAUAUUCCCUUUUGCUAUAUUUAUCUUUGGAAAUAUUUCUCAUCCAUUUCCCAGCAGGGUUUUGAAACUUUUGACACACUAGUGCAUUACUGAAGAAGUGCCGCUCAGUUGAAUGUGAGAUUAAGCAAGGGAUAUGACGUAUCUGAGACGCUAUUUUGAAUAAGUUAAUUGAAGUUAUCACCAGAUGCCUGAUCAAUGUUCAUCUAUCAAUCAAUCAACAGCAGCAUUGCAGAUCGUCUGGUUAUUACCUGGUUGCUGUGUAUGAGACCUUGCUGUGUGCAAACCAGCGGCUGUGUUUCCCACCUCACAUCUGUGAACACCUCAAAAGCCCUUCAACAGCUGUAAAGCCCUGAUCCUGUGGUCACAAAAGGGCAAUAGAAAGGCAAAUUACUUUUUGGUGCCACAGAAAGAGGAACAUUUAGGCCUGUUGGUUUGAACAGAACCAGCUCCACUGGAACAGUACAACUCCAGUGUUGUUCAUACCAGCUGUAUUCCCAACAGGUGAUCGAGUUAACACAUUGUCAGUGCCCAGUAAAUCCAAUCCCCACACCCAUCAACAGUUGGGUCCAUUGUCCAAUGCUAUGUAGCCUGUCAAUAAUCCUAAAGAAAUACACAUAGUGUGAGUUCAUCCAAGAAAAGUCAUGUCUUUCUGACCAUUGCUGCACCCAGCAUUGUCUGUCCAGAUGUGGAUACAUUCUCUGCAUUUCCAUUCAGUCUUCAUUUGCUUGUCAAGCAGGAACAUCAGAUAAUGAGAUAAUGGAGAAGCCAAGACAGUGACAGACUCUAGGUUAGCAAUGGUCAUGGAAUUUACCCAUGGUUUGAGUUCUCUCUACAAAAGACCACCCUGACCUGGCAGUCACACUUGAUACAGAAAUAACAUCUCGAUAGACCAGCAAUUAUAUGGACGAUUCAGACUAUCCAUUGACUGCCACUCCUAAAUAGAUGCCCUGAUACAGAUUAACUCAAAGUCCGUCCAGCUGUCUCAGAAAUAAUCUCUGAAGUAGAGCACCCACCAUCAAACAAACUAUUGUACAGACCUAUCCUCUCUCUCUGUUGCUUUAGUCCCUCAUAAAUUUGCCACCAAAUGGAAAGGAAAAUAUAAGUUCCAUGUUUCUUCAUUCGUUGUGAAACAUCCUAAGCAAUUCAUUCAGCAUCAAUGCAUCUGAAUCUCAGCUCCUUCAUUUGAGUGUGCCUGACAGAGAGCACCCAGUAAGAACAUUUCACUCUGGAUGUGAAACCAUUCCAAUAUCGUUGAAGAGGAAAGGUGCCUGAAAAUCUGUUCCUUUCGUUAUUCCCUGUAAUUCUCAGAUAAGUGAAGAACAAGUCAUCUACAGGAAACGCAUCUCUCUGAGUGGGAAUCGGAAGCAAGUCUAUCAACUACUGCUCCAGAUAAAAGAUACAGUAUGGCGAAUCUUAGCUACUGAUAAGAAUGACAUGUUUCAAAUGUAUUCUGUUGUUACUGAGGUUGUUCUUGUAUUAUUUUGCUUAAUGUUAAUAUACGCGAGCAUUGUUAUGAAUGUAAUUAAAAGGUAUUAUUGAAGCUUUGAUCAAAUAGCUUGCAUAUUGAGUUGCAGGUGCUGAUGGGAAAAGAAGCUAAGUUGAAGUGUUUAAAGUGGACUUAGUAAGGGGGCGAUGUGCCCAUCGAAUGAUACAUUGAUGUGGAAUGUGCGUAAGUGGAUUAAUGGAGUACAAACACAGAUAAGAAAUAAUUAGAAGUAUGUGUGUAAUAAGGAAAGCUAGUUGAGGGCAGAGGAUCAGGCGGUGACCUUGGAGAGAGGCUAGAUGAAAAGAUCCGAAUGUGGGACAUAGCUGGAAUUAAACUGCUAUCACUCCAAGAGAGAUCCCAUGAUAAAAGAAAAAGAGCUGUGAGAAUGGGAAAUAAAAAGACUCUGGACAUCACUGGCAGACCUGCAAGAAGUCAAAAGAAGACAGCAGAAAACAGGAAGAGGGAAGAGGAGCAGAUCCCUGUCGCAACUCAGAAGCAUAAAUCCUGGCGCCAAGUGCCAUUGGAUACCUGUUUGUAUUUAUUAUGUUGUCCUUGGUUGGAUUAUUACCUAAUAAAUUGCAAUCAAAGUUAAAUUAUUGCAUGCCUCAGUCAACAGGAACCCAUCCAGAGUCACGGAGAUAUCCAGCUUGGAAAUAAACCCUUUGGUCCACUGAGUCUGUGCGGACGAUCAAACACCUAUCAGAUUACUUGCAGUCUAGAUAUUAUAUUGCUCUUUUUUUUUGCUUUUAAUCACUAUUGGUUCUGGAUUGUUAGUGGUUGACUCUGGAGAAGGUGUGUUUGGAGGUGAAAGUAUGUAAAGGAAGGGGUGUAUUACCGAUAUGACAAUGAAUAAUCUGCUAGAUAUGACGGACCCUGAUGCAUAUUGACCUUAACGACGCUGAUGAGUGUUCUCCAAUGAGAAUAUGAGUGUUGUAAAGCAGUGUGACCAAGGUCUGUAUCUUUUGGAAUAUCAAAAAGAAAACUGGCAUUGCAAAUGCUUCAGAUGUAGAAAGCAGAGUAAUGAACACAGCUGAUACCUUUCAGACUCAUCAAUCACCAACACCUUCCAUUUCAUAACCAAAUGGUUGAUUGGGAAAUUAACUGAACAGCCACAGCAAAGGUAGGUAUAGUAUGGAAGAAGUACCCUCUUCUCUGAGAAAAAGGUAAUCCGCAGUCACAUAAAUUGAAUAAAGAAAGGGACCAAUCCAUAAUCCAGUGAAAAGUAACUACUGAGUUUUACAAUGGGCUGAAGUUGUACCAGCAACAGUCACUGACCAAUGUUUAUCUUAUGCAUGUUCUCCAAUGAAAAACAGCCUCAUAGAAAUUGCUGCCAAUUGGUGAUGCCCAGAGUAGAGGCAAGUCUUCUACAUAUACUGUAUAAUCCUUUCACACAGCACGGUAUAUAUUGAAAGCAACUGGCAGAUGGGUCAGUCACAUCUCUUAGCUGACUGUCACAGGUUUAAGGUAUAUUAAAUGGUAUUACCAUCUAUUAAAAGGCAUCGUAGAAGUGUAAAAAUGCAGCAAACUAUUGAAAACAAAUUUAUAAAGCACAAAAGCAAAAACAACAAGUAAGUAUCGAAGAAAAGAAUUUAAGUAAAUUCAAUUAAUUAAAUGGAAAUACUUUGGCCUCUCACAGCUAUUUCCUUAGUGAAAGUGAAUAGAGUCAAUGCUCCCAGACCAGGUCUAACCUAGGGCAGAUGCACUGCAUAGAUUCACCAGUGUAGUUGUUGGGGAACUGCCAGAAUUCACAGCUGCUGACCUACAUGUAGAGAUUCUUCAUCUCCAUGCUUGUGUAGAAUUUCUGAAAUUCCUGACAUUUACAAGGGGAAAUGACAUGUUCCUUGUGGAACUUGGUGUAUUCCUUCCAAAUGUGCAGAUCCAUAGUUCAUAAUUAUCUACACAGACAACAACGUCUGUCUGAAAUUUCUACAAGAAAAUGAAUGUUUUGCUGCCAAACCCAAAAUUCUUGGAUUUACUCAAAGUGAAAGUGGUUUGAUAUAAUUGAAUGCAACUGGAAGUUUUCAUUGAAGCUUCAGCUGUUCCUUGCAGUGUCCAGACAUAAGUUAGAGUGCAUCGUGCUGACAACCAUCAGUCACCAAGCAUAUAUGUCAUGUUUCUAAUGGAGUCAAUAUUGUUGCCAACCUAACAAGAAGUUGUGACCAGAAACAGCAGGAAUGGCUCAACCACUGUCCCAUGGAAUUACCAGCACCCCCAAGUAAGUCAUCAAAUGCAUACACAACACACUCUAUGGACUGAAAAACCCGUGAUCCUGGAGGAACUCAGCAAACCAGGCAGCAUGCAUGGAGAAAAGCAGGUGGUCAAUGUUUUGGGUCAGGACCCUUCUUCAGGACCGAAGAUAGGAAAAGUGGAAGCCCAA
Molecule: messenger RNA, 5522 nt
Organism: Pristis pectinata (smalltooth sawfish)
Lineage: Eukaryota; Metazoa; Chordata; Chondrichthyes; Rhinopristiformes; Pristidae
Product: interferon-inducible GTPase 5-like
Exons: 3
Coding region: 343-1563 (406 amino acids)
Cellular component (GO): membrane
Molecular function (GO): GTPase activity; GTP binding
Source: RefSeq, a predicted model, not a curated record